Messenger RNA from Grosmannia clavigera kw1407, 1479 nucleotides. RefSeq names its product RNA polymerase ii-associated, paf1. The record is from RefSeq and is a predicted model, not a curated record. Lineage: Eukaryota; Fungi; Ascomycota; Sordariomycetes; Ophiostomatales; Ophiostomataceae. The transcript is spliced from 2 exons. Gene Ontology annotation, molecular function: chromatin binding; RNA polymerase II complex binding. The coding region runs from base 1 to 1479 and encodes 492 amino acids. Gene Ontology annotation, cellular component: Cdc73/Paf1 complex. Gene Ontology annotation, biological process: transcription elongation by RNA polymerase II.
AUGUCGUCGUCCGCGUCUCGUGGCGGCGGCACCGGCGAGAGGAUGGUUCACCAGGACUUCAUCGCGCGCAUCAGAUUCUCCAACACGCUGCCGCCACCACCGAAUCCGCCGAAACUGCUCGAUAUCCCGAACACAGGACUGGGAAGCAGCCAUUAUACGACGCCGGGAUUUGCAUCACGCCUAGCGCGAGAGCAGCCUCUGAACAUCGAGGCCGAUGCCGAGCUGGGCAUGCCGCUUGACCUGACGGGAAUGCCGGGCGUUUUUGACGGUGAUGAGAGCUCCAUACAAGCGUUGCCGCAUCCACCACCGAUUCAUCCCCACGACCGCGCCCUCCUGAAGCCUCUGUCUUCGUUGGGCAAGCCACGCACCACCGAGGCGUCGGUAUCGUUUCUACGGCGCACCGAAUACAUCUCUGCGGGCGGUGCCAAGGCUGCUGCAAGUCCGCUACGGGCCAGCGCUGGCAACGGUCCUAAGCGGGCCGAGAAGCGGCGGUCGCCGGAGCCGGACUCGGGCACGCCGGCCUACGUCAAGCGCAAGAUCGAGAAGAGCUUUGAGGCGGCCCAGAUGGCAGCCCGCGACCGCUACUCGCGCGUGCGCCACCCGACCAAGAAGAAUCUGCGGCUGGUCGGCGCCUAUCCGCUGCUGCCCGAUCUGGGCGCCUUCCCGGACAGCGGAGCGUACGUGACGCUCAAGUUCAGCAACAACCCGGUGACGGCGGGGACGGGCGUCUAUGACACGCGCCUGCUCUCGGGCAUCUUCAAGCCGAUCGAGCAGUCGGACGAGGAGCGGGCUGCCUUUGAGGCCGCGCUCAAGGUCUGGGAGCGCGACCCGCAGCGCAAUCCGCGGCCGCAGAACCGCAUGCAGUACGACUUUUUUCUGCCGGACACGGCAACGGCCGGCGAGAGCUUCCGCGGCGUGUUUGACAGCGCCAGUGGCGAAGGCGACGGGGACCGGUUCAGCUUCAGUCGCGUGCGAGCGUAUGAAUCGGCCGAGGAGAAGGAGCUGAGCCACACGACCAAAUACUCGGAGGAGAUCCUGCUGGCGUUUGCGGACAACGCGCUCGUCUCUGCGCCCGACCUGGGCGGACGGGUGACCGGCGGACCGGGUGCAGCCCUAUACUAUCCGGUCAUGCAGCGGACGGUCGUGCGCAGCCAGCGCGGCAAGCCGAUGAUGCGCGACGACGAGGUCGGCGGACAUCCCAUGGACCGCCUGCAGGUCAGCGUGCACGAGCCGCCCGAGGACAUGCUGCAGCACAUUGCUCGUAUUCGGGCGGACCCGCUGCACUUCCACGAGGCCGAGGAGGAUGCCGAGGGAGAGGAAGACGACGGUGGACAUCGGCGGUAUCAGCAUCACGACGACGAUGAUGACGACGAUGACGACGACCGCAACGGAAGCGUGACCCCGGGAAGGACCAACGGGAAGAGCCGCGGCCACGUUGUGGAAGACGAGGACGAUGCCGAGGGCGAGGAGGAGGACUGA